This is a messenger RNA of Poeciliopsis prolifica (blackstripe livebearer), 5707 nucleotides long. RefSeq names its product xylosyltransferase 1-like. The transcript is spliced from 11 exons. NCBI's taxonomy places the organism in Eukaryota, Metazoa, Chordata, Actinopteri, Cyprinodontiformes, Poeciliidae. The coding region runs from base 86 to 2836 and encodes 916 amino acids. The record is from RefSeq and is a predicted model, not a curated record. Gene Ontology annotation, molecular function: protein xylosyltransferase activity. Gene Ontology annotation, cellular component: membrane. Gene Ontology annotation, biological process: chondroitin sulfate proteoglycan biosynthetic process; heparan sulfate proteoglycan biosynthetic process.
GCAGCCCCUCUCAGGCCGCGGAGGGGAGCAUUCACACCCCGCUGUCUGCGUUUAGCGGACGGGGCUCUCGGUGAACCGGAGGGAGAUGUUCGGCACCCCGUGCGCCCGGCGGCUGGCGCGCCGCUGCCGCUCCGCGCUGCUGCUGUCCGCCGCGGCGCUGCUGCUCGUCCAGACGCUGGUGGUGUGGAACUUCAGCAGCCUGGACUCCGCCGGCGGGGACGCGGGCGCCAGGAGCCGGGAGAGGCGGGACGAGCGGAGCGGGGGGCUCAGCAGAGCCGCCGCGGAGCGCCGGUGGAGGGGCCCGGAGCGGAGCGACGAGCCGCCGCGGGAAGCCGCCGCGCUGCACGGGAAGACGGCCGCUCGACUCAAGCUGCAGCCGGACGUCCGCCGUCCCCGCCGUCCGCAGCUCCGUCCCGACAGCAACAACAGCGAGAACUCGGUGCCCAAAGACUUUGACGACAGCAACAGCAACCUGGCAGCGUCGCAGCGUCAGCAUCUCCCCGCUGCAAACAGCAAGCGAAAGCUGGAAAACAACCAAGGCAUGCUGGGAAAUGAAGUCCUAAAGCAUGCGCCGGUCCUCUCUAAAGCUCCCAACCAGACCCACAUCCUGACCGUCCCGGCGGCGGCUCAGGGCUCCAAUCAGGACGCCCCCUUCUUCCAGACGAAGCGGCCCGGGUCGCCGCGGCAGCCGCCGGGUCCGGAGCCCAACGGGGAGCAGCCGCAGUGCGAGAUCAGCGGGAAGGAGGCCAUUUCCGCUCUGUCCAGAGCCAAGAGCCGCGAGUGCCGGCAGCGCAUCGUGGAGGUCUACUGCAAGCACAAAGAGCGGGCGCUGAUGCCGGAGAAAAUCCCGCGCUACUGUCCUAUCCAAGGGAAGGCGAACGUAAACGUCCAGUGGGACGGCGGCGCCGCCGGCUCGCCGCCGGUCCGCAUCGCCUUCGUCCUGGUCGUCCACGGCCGCGCCGCGCGGCAGGUCCAGCGGCUCUUCAAAGCCAUUUACCACACAGAACAUUUCUACUACAUCCAUGUGGACCAGAGGUCCGAUUUCCUCCACCAAGAGGUUCUGUCUCUGGCGGGCCGGUUCCCCAACGUCAGAGUGACUCCCUGGAGGAUGGCCACCAUUUGGGGCGGAGCCAGCCUCCUGACCAUGUACCUGCGCAGCAUGGAAGACCUCCUCAAAAUGGCCGACUGGCCCUGGGACUUCUUCAUCAACCUGAGCGCCGCCGACUACCCCGUCAGGACCAACGACCAGCUGGUGGCGUUUCUCUCCAAACAUCGCAACAUGAACUUCAUCAAGUCUCACGGCAGAGACAACGCUCGUUUCAUCCGUAAACAGGGCCUGGACCGGGUUUUCUACGAGUGCGACACCCACAUGUGGCGCCUGGGAGACCGUAAGAUCCCGGAGGGCGUGUCGGUGGACGGAGGCUCUGAUUGGUUCCUGCUCAGCCGGCCGUUUGUGGAUUAUGUGGUGAACUCGCAGGACGACCUGGUCAGAAACAUGAAGCGGUUCUACGGCUACACGCUGCUGCCGGCCGAGUCGUUUUUCCACACCGUCCUGGAGAACAGCGCCCUCUGUGACACGAUGGUGGACAACAACCUGAGGCUCACCAACUGGAACCGCAAACUGGGCUGCAAGUGCCAGUACAAGCACAUAGUGGACUGGUGCGGCUGCUCACCGAACGACUUCAAGCCUUCAGACCUGCCUCGCCUGAAGCAGGCCUCCAGGCCGACGUUCUUCGCCCGGAAGUUCGAGGCCAGCGUCAGCCAGGAGGUCAUCAGCCAGCUGGACGCCUUCCUGUUCGGCGCGUAUUCGUCCGGCACGCCGGGCCUGCAGGCCUACUGGGAGAACAUCUUCCACCAGCAGACGGACGGCGUCUCCGGUCUGUCGGACGCGGCGCUCAGCCACCACCGCGCCUUCGCCCGCAUGGGCCUGGCGCGCGCCGCCGCAUCGCUGCAGGGGCAGCCCGGCGAUCACAGCUGCAGGUACGCCGCCAUGAGCCACCCGACGUCGGUGCACGCCUACUUCCUGUCGGACCAGUUCCAGGGCUACCUGGUGCGCCACGCGGCCACAAACCGAGCCUCCACCCAGAUGGAGACGCUGGAGACCUGGGUGGCUCCCACGGACCACUUCACCCUGGCCAGCCAGCCCCACAGCGGCAACCGGCUGCAGCACAUCCAGGUCGGGUCGGACUGGGACCCGAAGGAGCGGCUGUUCAGGAACUGGGGUGGCCUGCUGGGGCCCGAAGACGAGCCGGUGGCGGUUCAGCACUGGAGCCGCAGCCAGAGCAACCUGACCGCCACCGUGGUCUGGAUCGACCCCACCAACGUCAUCGCCGCCACCUAUGACAUCCUGGUGGAUGCGUCGGCCGAGGUGACCCACUACCGGCCGCCGCUGACGGCGCCGCUGCGGCCCGGCGUCUGGACGCUGCGAGUGCUUCACCGCUGGAACCCGCUGGGCCAGACCAGCUUCGUCGUCGCUCCGCUCGAGUUCCACCGGCAGCAGCCCAUCCAGAAAGAGGACACGCUGCGGCUCCACGCCGGCCCGCCCAGGAACUCCUACAUGGAGCAGAGCUUCCACGGCCUGAACCCGGUGCUGCGGCUGCCGGUGAGCCUCCGCGCCGUGGAGGAGGCCGAGGCCAACUCCGGCCUGACGGGGGCGCCGCUGCGCCGCUGGCUGGACGGGCUCCUGCAGGGCCACUGGGCCGCCGCGGACGUCUGCUCGCUGGGCCCCAGCGCCUGCCCCGUCAUGCAGCGCUGCGCCCGCACCAGGUGGAGCUCCGCCAGCCCCGACCCCAAAUCCGAACUGAGCGCGCCCAGAGCGGACGGCCGGAUCAGGUAGCAGCGGGACGGUCGGAGGAAACCUUUAUUUAUUUGAAGGUGGCAGGAACGGAGGAGGACCAGAACCUGGUCUGAUCCCAGUUCGGUUUGGGACAACACGGCCCAAUGAAUGUCAGAACCAGAACUUCAUACCUCUUGUUGUUGAGUUCACAAAAAUUAUUAUUUAUGAGUUAUUUAGUCUAAUUAUGACAUUAUUUAAUGUCUGAACUGAGACCAAAAUCAUCUCUGGCCUUUAUUCCUGGGAAUUUGUUUCUAGUAUUUCCCAGGAUAUAAGUAUGGAAAAAAACGGGGUUUUUAUCGGGGUUUGUGGUGAAGAGCUCCCCCUGGUGGCGCCGACAUGUCCGUGACCACACAGAAAACAUCUCUAAAUAAACUGCAGCUGCAGACCAGAUACCGUAAUAACUUCAUCAUUUCAUUUGAACAUUGUGUGAGCCUUAAGAAAAGAAAAACGUUGCUGAAGUUUAUGAUGUGAGGGUUUUGCAGCUUUCAGAUAAUUAAAGUCUGACCUCAGUGCCAACAGUUACUGUAGUUUUUUAACAUUUAAACAGAGAAAUCCCUCUAAAUGUCAGGGAUCUAAAUCCCCCCUGAAAAAUCAUGUUUCAUUCAGAACAUUUUUCAUGACUGUGUUUUGGAAGGAGAUGCCGAUUCGCUGCUUGUCACUUAUGUAAAAACAACAAAAACUGAUUGUUUUGAUGUUUCUGUUGUUUUUUUAUGCAGCUUUGAAAGUUUUUAAUUGAGUUAAUUGCAGGAUCUGUAAUUAAUUGUUCAAUAUUUUAGAGUUCAAAGGUCAAAUAUUUAAUGUGUACUUUAGGGACUUGGGACCUGGGAAUACCAACGUUUCCGUAUUUAAUGUUUUCCAUACUUAUUCUGAUCCGGACCAGACUGAGCGCCAGCUCCAGGUUCUGGGCCAAAUGAUAAACCUUUAAGCUCCUCACAGCAGGGGGCCACUCGGCCUUCCACAUUAUUUAUUAAGAUAAAGAACUGCUACCGGAUCACACAAGCAAACAAUGCUGCCAGAGCGCCUCCUGCUGGCCAGAUGCUAUUACUGCAUUAAAUUACAGGGAUAUUUCACAUGCAGAGGAAUCAUCUUACAUAUUAAAACCGAUAUUUUUUCACGGAUUAAAAAUCAGGCCUCUGAUCUUUCCUGAUGGACAUUUUUCUAACUUGUUUAAAGUUUUCCCUCCAGCUGCUCUGUUGUGUCAACGUCGGGUUUUCUUUGAGCCAUUUUAAAACCCUUCAGACUUGAGGUGAGCCAUCCAAGAAGAAAUUCAUCUUCUUUUAAAAAAUCCCUCUGUCUGAGUCAAACAUCUAAAAACUGCUGAACUAAUUUAUUCAAAAAUUUGUAUGACUAAUUUUUCCUUGUUAGGAGGAAAAUGUGUGCCUUUGUUUCUGAAGGCUGAUGAAACGAUUUAAUGAUGUCGACCACAGACUUCAGGACGACAUGAUGUCUUUAUUUAUGGUCUGUUGUCCGGAAGACGGGAGGCUGAACUAAACUGCUGAUCCUGGGACUGAAAUCUGGUCUAAUUUGCUAAAUAAAGAAAACAAAAACAAAUUUUAGGUUAUUGAAAAAUGAAUCCUGUCAACAUGACAAACAAACUGAACCAGAAGGUUUAAACUGAACAGAACUGAUGAACAGUUCCCACCGGUUUAAAUAAAUACUGAAGGCUUUUCAUUGUUUACAAAGGGCGCCAUCAUGUGGACAAACCAUGUAAAUACAGUCAAUUUGAAAACCAUUAUAAGUACACAUUUUUUGUGAUGGAUAAAGACAGGAUUUAGUCAUAAUUUAUCUGUUAUAAUUUAAUAAUAAAUCCCCAAAUUUAGUUUUUCAGAAAAUAAGAAAAUGGCAUUAAAUCCUGAUAAAGGAUUUAAAACGCCUUCAUAUUUACAUGUUCUGGAUCGUAUCUGCACUUUACUCAGUCUGGGCAGAAGAGAAAAUAAGUGGUGGUGUGAAUCUUUUUCUACCACACUUUUUCCUUCCACUUAAUUUUCCACCAGGAAUUUUUUUUUUUUUUUUUUGUCUUGUGGAGUCCUCUCCUUGUGGAAAUUUCAGUUUGGUGAACAUCAGUCAACUUUUCUCCAUGACUGAAAAAAACUGUUUAAAAUUUUCUGAAAACAGAAUUUUGUUUUUUACAGAAACACAAUCAUAAAAAUGUUAUGAGAAAUACUAGAAAUGCAUCACUCUGAUGUAACUCUGAGUUUCUCCUUUUGAACUGAAUUACUGAAGUAAAUACAAAUAAACUAAAUCACAGCCUCCAGAAAAAACUUCUUGUUUUUGUUGGUUUUAAGUCAAAUGGAAGAAACUCUGAGGACGUUGAAUUAUUUAUUUUUCUCAUUAGAAGUUCAAAGUUUUCACUUUGAUUUCGUCCAAAGUUGAAACCGAAGUGAAAACUUUCAGAUCUGAACGAAUUCAGACGGAAAAUAAAACCUGAAAACAGAAACACAGAUUUUCUGAUUGUUUCAACAGAGAAAAAUAGUCAAAUGAAUAAAAAUUGUUUGAGUUUAAAUAAAGCAAAUCAUUGGAAAAAGGCUUUCAGAUUUUUGUUGUGCAUUAAUUUAAAGGUAAUUUAAAUGGAACUGGGACCAAACUGGAGCCCCACUGGUUUUCAGAAGCCCAGUUAAAGAUGCAGCAGCUCAGAGCGAAACGUGUUUCUGUAUAUGAAUGAAUCUGGAUGGAUGUUUAUUUUAUUUCAGAAAACGAAGUGAAACAUUGUACAGAUUUAAAUGUAAAUGUCCAGAUUUCUGUUGUGAUUAUUUAAUGGUGAAACAUUUCCCAGAGGAUUGUUUUUCCUUCAUUUCUCAUCUUUUUUCUGGUUUCUCGCUGUGCCUUAGCUGUGCUCCUGUUUUAGAAAACUGAAUAAAAAACAACAAAUCA